Molecule: messenger RNA, 1336 nt
Organism: Aethalodelphis obliquidens (Pacific white-sided dolphin)
Lineage: Eukaryota; Metazoa; Chordata; Mammalia; Artiodactyla; Delphinidae
Gene: DUSP26
Product: dual specificity phosphatase 26
Exons: 3
Coding region: 1-693 (230 amino acids)
Biological process (GO): protein dephosphorylation; negative regulation of MAPK cascade
Cellular component (GO): cytoplasm
Molecular function (GO): protein tyrosine/serine/threonine phosphatase activity; MAP kinase phosphatase activity
Source: RefSeq, a predicted model, not a curated record
AUGUACAAGGUCCUGGACCUGAGCUACUGGAAGGAUGAAGUGGCUGUCAACUUGUCAACUGAGACAGGGAAGACUGCCACUGAGCAGGUGUGGGUGGAAAAUCAGGAGUUUGGGAUGAAGUGGCAAGAGGAGGCAGUUCUGCAGCAGCAUGCCUCCGGCCCCCAGCAGGUCCCACUAGCACCCCGUUCCAUGCAGUUCUGCAUCAGAGCAUUGGCAGUGACCCCCUCCCCACCAACAGCUUUGCCCAGCACCCCAGAGGCCUCUCCCUCGGAGCCCCUUUUGGGCUUAUGGACGCUGCACUGCUGCAGGCUCUCCACCUCACCCCGUCCAGGCUCCCCCCUUGGCCAGGACCUGGGCUCUUACCGUCAGCAGUCUGUGCGUCCAUGCACCUCUGCUUACCUGUCUACCUCCCCACCUGUCCGCGGGGCCCUCUCCCCGGCCUCCUCCAGCCCGCAGCGAGGUCCCCAGCCAUGUCUCGUGUCUGUGUUCACAGGGAGGAUCCUGGUGCACUGUGCCGUGGGCGUGAGCCGCUCGGCCACUCUGGUGCUGGCCUACCUCAUGCUGUACCACAGCCUCACCCUUGUGGAGGCCAUCAAAAAAGUCAAGGACCACCGAGGCAUCAUCCCCAACAGGGGCUUCUUGAGGCAGCUCCUGGCCCUGGACCGCAGGCUGCGGAAGCGACUGGAGGCGUGAGGGGGCAGAGGGAGGGAGGGAGGUCAGGCCAGGCCUGUGGGUCCCUGGAUCCCAGCUGGAGAGUGGAGGCCCAGGGGGCAGGUUGGAGGCGGCCCAGCGAACCCAUUCUCUCCUGAGAGGGCUGGGACGUGGCCCCAGGCCACAGCUGCUGUCUAUGGAGGGGGGAUGGGGUGAGGCUGGGCAGUGUGACAGUCACCCAGGAGGGAGCUGGCCAGGGAAGGAGGCAGGUAGGCUGCAGGUAGAAGACAGUCCUGGAUCCCAGCCAGGGGGGUCCCGGCGAUUCACAGCCCCUCUUUGUGCUCAAGUGCUCCCCUUGUCCGCGUAUCAGAACAAAAGGACCAGCUCUGCCCUGUACCUCUGCCAGGAAUCAGGGAUGCGGCGAACACAAACGUGAUGGUGUCGAGUUGUGUGGAGGUGGUAGCUCAGGGACAGACGGUGAAGAGAGGGUGUGAAAAGCUAAGGGAGAAACCCACAGACUUGUUACUCCAAACCCGGGAAGAAGAGGCGUGGGAGGCUUGGCACGGCACCCAUGGGUGCUGGUCGUGGCCCAGAACUGCAGAGGUGCAUGACUGGGAGCCUACAGAUAAUCCCUCGCUUACUGGAUCCAAGUGUCUCCAGGAAAAAUAAAAAUGGUGAAUACGAA